This is a messenger RNA of Nothoprocta perdicaria, 990 nucleotides long. RefSeq names its product THO complex 3 (gene THOC3). Gene Ontology annotation, cellular component: THO complex part of transcription export complex. The record is from RefSeq and is a predicted model, not a curated record. Gene Ontology annotation, biological process: mRNA export from nucleus. The transcript has 6 exons. Bases 13 to 984 code for a protein of 323 amino acids. NCBI's taxonomy places the organism in Eukaryota, Metazoa, Chordata, Aves, Tinamiformes, Tinamidae. Gene Ontology annotation, molecular function: protein binding.
GGGCGGGCGGCCAUGGCGCUGUCGCCCUACGUGCUCGCCAUGCAGGAGCUGUUCCGCGCCAACACGCGCAGCCGCGAGUUCCCGGCGCACGGCGCCAAGGUGCACUCGGUGGCCUGGAGCUGCUGCGGCCGCCGCCUCGCCUCGGGCUCCUUCGACAAGACGGCGAGCGUCUUCGUGCUCGAGAAGGACCGGCUGGUGAAGGAGAACAACUACCGCGGGCACGGCGACAGCGUGGACCAGCUCUGCUGGCACCCCAGCAACCCCGACCUCUUCGUCACGGCCUCGGGCGACAAGACCAUCCGCAUCUGGGACGUGCGCACCACCAAGUGCAUCGCCACCGUCAACACCAAAGGGGAGAACAUAAACAUCUGCUGGAGCCCCGAUGGCCAGACCAUUGCUGUAGGGAACAAGGAUGACGUGGUCACCUUCAUUGACGCCAAGACGCAUCGCUCCAAAGCCGAGGAGCAGUUCAAGUUUGAGGUGAACGAGAUCUCCUGGAACAACGAUAACAACAUGUUCUUCCUCACCAACGGCAACGGCUGCAUCAAUAUCCUCAGCUACCCAGAGCUGAAACCCAUUCAGUCCAUCAACGCCCAUCCUUCAAACUGCAUUUGCAUCAAGUUUGAUCCCAUGGGGAAGUACUUUGCCACGGGCAGUGCCGAUGCUCUCGUCAGCCUGUGGGACGUGGACGAGCUGGUGUGCGUGAGGUGCUUCUCAAGGCUCGACUGGCCUGUGCGAACGCUGAGCUUUAGCCACGAUGGGAAGAUGCUGGCGUCGGCGUCCGAGGAUCACUUCAUUGACAUUGCGGAGGUGGAGACAGGAGAGAAGCUUUGGGAGGUGCAGUGCGAGUCCCCCACCUUCACAGUGGCCUGGCACCCGAAGAGGCCUCUGCUGGCCUUCGCCUGCGAUGACAAAGAUGGCAAAUACGACAGCAGCCGGGAGGCCGGCACUGUCAAGCUCUUCGGGCUCCCUAAUGACUCCUGACGGAAG